Messenger RNA from Pangasianodon hypophthalmus (striped catfish), 1815 nucleotides. Its product is annotated as spidroin-1-like. Lineage: Eukaryota; Metazoa; Chordata; Actinopteri; Siluriformes; Pangasiidae. Bases 1 to 1815 code for a protein of 604 amino acids. The record is from RefSeq and is a predicted model, not a curated record. The transcript is spliced from 2 exons.
AUGCUGCAGGACCCACUUAAAAAGCUGCUAGAGCAGGCGGUCAGGAUUGGUCGAGCGAGUGCAGGCGUGGGUGGCAUUGGUCAAGCCAGUGUGGGAGCAAGUGGGACUGGUCAAGCCAGUGUAGAAUCAGGAGGGAAUGAUCAAGCCAGUGUGGGAGUGGGUGGGUCUGGUCAAGCCAGUGUGGGAGCAGGUGGGACUGAUCAAGUCAGUGUAGAAUCGGGUGGGAAUGAUCAAGCCAGUGUGGGAUCGGGUGGGACUGAUCAAGCCAGUGUGGGAUCGGGUGGGACUGAUCAAGCCAGUGUGGGAUCGGGUGGGACUGAUCAAGCCAGUGUGGGAGCGGUUGGGACUGAUCAAGCCAGUGUGGGAUCGGGUGGGACUGAUCAAGCCAGUGUGGGAGCGGUUGGGACUGAUCAAGCCAGUGUGGGAGCAGGUGAGACUGAUCAAGCCAGUGUGGGAGUGGUUGGGACUGAUCAAGCCAGUGUGGAAGCGGUUGGGACUGAUCAAGCCAGUGUGGGAUCGGGUGGGACUGAUCAAGCCAGUGUGGGAGCAGGUGGGACUGAUCAAGCCAAUGUAGAAUCGGGUGGGACUGAUCGAGCCAGUGUGGGAGCAGGUGGGACUGAUCAAGCCAGUGUGGGAUCGGGUGGGACUGAUCAAGCCAGUGUGGGAGCGGGUGGGACUGAUCGAGCCAGUGUGGGAGCGGGUGGGACUGAUCGAGCCAGUGUGGGAGCGGGUGGGACUGAUCAAGCCAGUGUGGGAUCGGGUGGGACUGAUCAAGCCAGUGUGGGAGCGGUUGGGACUGAUCAAGCCAGUGUGGGAGCGGUUGGGACUGAUCAAGCCAGUGUGGAAGCGGUUGGGACUGAUCAAGCCAGUGUGGGAGCGGUUGGGACUGAUCAAGCCAGUGUGGGAGCGGGUGGGACUGAUCAAGCCAGUGUAGAAUCGGGUGGGACUGAUCGAGCCAGUGUGGGAGCAGGUGGGACUGAUCAAGCCAGUGUGGGAUCGGGUGGGACUGAUCGAGCCAGUGUGGGAGCAGGUGGGACUGAUCGAGCCAGUGUGGGAGCGGGUGGGACUGAUCGAGCCAGUGUGGGAGCAGGUGGGACUGAUCGAGCCAGUGUAGAAUCGGGUAGGACUGAUCAAGCCAGUGUGGGAGCAGGUGGGACUGAUCGAGCCAGUGUAGAAUCGGGUAGGACUGAUCAAGCCAGUGUGGGAGCAGGUGGGACUGAUCGAGCCAGUGUGGGAGCGGGUGGGACUGAUCGAGCCAGUGUGGGAGCAGGUGGGACUGAUCGAGCCAGUGUAGAAUCGGGUAGGACUGAUCGAGCCAGUGUGGGAGCAGGUGGGACUGAUCGAGCCAGUGUGGGAGCGGGUGGGACUGAUCGAGCCAGUGUGGGAGCAGGUGGGACUGAUCGAGCCAGUGUAGAAUCGGGUAGGACUGAUCAAGCCAGUGUGGGAGCAGGUGGGACUGGUCAAGCCAGUGUAGAAUCAGGAGGGAAUGAUCAAGCCAGUGUGCGAGCGGGUGGGACUGAUCAAGCCAGUGUGGGAGCAGGUGGGACUGGUCAAGCCAGUGUAGAAUCAGGAGGGAAUGAUCAAGCCAGUGUGCGAGCGGGUGGGACUGAUCGAGCCAGUGUAGAAUCAGGAGGGAAUGAUCAAGCCAGUGUGGGAGUGGGUGGAACUGAUCGAGCCAGUGUGGGAGCGGGUGGGACUGAUCGAGCCAGUGUGGAAGCGGGUGGGACUGAUCAAGCCAGUGUGGGAGCAGGCAGCAUUGGUCAAGCAAAUGCUGAACAGGCAGGACUGCUCAAACAUGCGGAAGUGGUAUUUUAA